AUGUUGAUUCCCAAGGCCGACCGCAAGAAGAUCCACGAGUACCUCUUCCGCGAGGGUGUCCUCGUCGCGAAGAAGGACUACAACCUCCCCAAGCACCCCGAUAUCGACACCAAGAACCUCUUCGUCGUCAAGGCUUGCCAGUCCCUCACCUCCCGCGGCUAUGUCAAGACCCAGUUCUCUUGGCAAUACUACUACUACACCCUGACCCCCGAGGGUCUCGACUACCUCCGCGAGUGGCUUCACCUCCCCGCUGAGAUCGUUCCUGCCACCCACAUCAAGCAGCAGCGCUCCCACGCUCCUCCCCGCGGCAUGCUCGGCGAGGGCGAGCGCGAGAGAAGGCCCUUCGGCGGCCGUGGCCGUGGCGAGCGCGGUGACCGUGAGGGUGGCUACCGCCGCCGUGAUGCUGGCGAGGGCGGCAAGGAGGGUGGUGCCCCUGGUGGAUUCGAGCCCCAGUUCCGUGGUGGCUUUGGCCGUGGCCGUGGCGCUCCCCCCUCGUAA
This is a messenger RNA of Colletotrichum aenigma, 498 nucleotides long. Its product is annotated as 40S ribosomal protein S10-A. Lineage: Eukaryota; Fungi; Ascomycota; Sordariomycetes; Glomerellales; Glomerellaceae. The record is from RefSeq and is a predicted model, not a curated record. The coding region runs from base 1 to 498 and encodes 165 amino acids. Gene Ontology annotation, molecular function: RNA binding; structural constituent of ribosome. The transcript is spliced from 3 exons. Gene Ontology annotation, cellular component: cytosolic small ribosomal subunit.